Molecule: messenger RNA, 555 nt
Organism: Phragmites australis (common reed)
Lineage: Eukaryota; Viridiplantae; Streptophyta; Magnoliopsida; Poales; Poaceae
Exons: 2
Coding region: 1-555 (184 amino acids)
Source: RefSeq, a predicted model, not a curated record
AUGGUGCAGAGGUUCUAUGGGCAUUAUGCUAGGGCCGUGCGUAAUAGGAGGAGUGGGACGACCGAGCCUGACACGAUGUUCCAGGCCACGGAAAACAAGGAGUUCACGUUGCUGCCUUGUUGGGUGGAGUUGUGGCAUCAUCCCAAGUGGAAAUCCGAGACCUCGCGCAAGAAGCAGAAGACCUUCACCGCAGGCAGCCCCGCAUCAAUGCAGCACGUUGAGUCUUCUCCUGGGGUGAACGUACCCGAAGGUGUAGCUGCAGGACCUUCCAGUGCCGGUCCACGUUUGAAAUGGCCACCUGGCCGCAAUUGCUCGAAGGAGGUUGCCCGUGGUUCUUCCUCCUUGAACUCAGCUUCUGGGCCUAUGAUAGAGAUAUUUGACUGCCAGUUGGUCAUGAAAGAGAAGGUUGAGAAGGAUAGGGCGGAGAGAUUUGCUAAGAUGAUGAGAAUAGAGCAGCAGAGGCUUAGGCUUGAGGAGGAGCGUGUGCAAUUGGAAAAUGUAAAGGAGGAGAGGGAGAUAAUGAACAUGAAUCUUUCGCAGAUGGAUGAGGACUAG